GGGUGGGCGCUUUUGGCCCCACCCGGCUUCCGUAGCCAGACUCUAGUCGCUGGUACCCUCAUUGAAGAAAGUAUUCGCCUGUUACCAGCAGUGGUGCCGCAUCCUGAAGAUAUACUCGCAAGUCUACUGAGGACUUUAACCAACUGAAUCCUGAAAUGGCAUCAUCAGCAAUGAUCACCGUCCCCACCACCGCCUCACGCUUUGCCCUGCUGCAGAUCGACUCGGACUCGGACUCCGACGCCUCAGACACGGCCAAGACUGCAACCAAAAACGGAAGGGAUUCGUCUGGAAAGUCGCGGCCGGGAAAAGCUGGAUCCACCGGUGGAAAAGGGGCUCCGGGAAACGACAAGAAGAAGGACAAGAGGAAGAAAAAGAAGGAGCAACAGCAGAGUGAGGCAAACGAGCUUCGCAAUCUAGCUUUUAAGAAGAUUCCACAGAAGUCCAGUGCCCCACCUCCUUGUGUGACCCUGUCUGGAAUAGCCAGUGAACUACUCAAUACGUCACCAGGAAGUAUGCCUUCAGAAGGUUGGCAACAAUGGAAGCAAAGGGACGAGCAGAUGACUACAGAGCUGUAUGAGGCCGACCUGGAAAAGGCUCUCAUGCUGAGUAAAUUGGAAUUUGAAAAACAGAAGCAGACAAACUCACAGAGCAACACAAACACAACCUCACCCAAAUCUCGAGGAGGAAAAGAGGGAGGAGGAAAGAAGGAGAAAAAGAAAAACCAGCAAGCAAAAGACAAGAAGACGGUGUCUCUGCAGGAUUUCCAGUCUGAUGGAAAUGCAGAGCAGUCCAACAGAAGGCCAGAAAAGGAGGACAGUAGAUCAGGUGUUCCUGGGACGGGGACAGGACCGGACGAGCGCUUCUUUAACAAGCUGGAGGAUGACGUGACCAGAAUCAUCCAGCGGGAGAAGAGACUGGAGCAGUACUCCAACAGCCAGGGACAGGAGGCCACCCCGGAGCCUGAACUGGACCCCCGUUCAGAGCAACUGAGGUAUGAGCUGGAGAAGAAAGACCAGGAAAUCAGUCAACUGAAGAACACAAUCUCACAGUGGGAGAUGAAAUACAAAGAAGUGAAAUUAAGAAAUUCUCAGCUGCUUAAAAUGCUGCAACAGGGAGAAAUGAAGGACAAAGCAGAAAUUCUGCUGCAGGUGGAGGAACUGCUUCAUAUCAAAGAGGAGCUGUCAUCACAGGUGUCAUUACUGCAUGCUGCUCUUGAGCAAGAACGAUCCAAGGUCAAAGGUCUCCAGUCAGAACAGCCCAAACAUCAGGGAAACAAGAAAGGGAAGAAAGCCUCAGAGUCGGAGCCCUGACACUCCAACAGGAUGACCUGACAAAAAAAUGAAGGAAAACACUUCUGAUCAGAUUUUUUUUAAUGUCCCCAUCUGAUGCAUGCCCUUCCAAACUCCUGAGUUUUUUUUUGAAGCUUUUAAAAGUGUUUGAAUUAAAACUGCAGAAUGGUUCGCAGAAGGAUUCUGCAUCUCUGGUACUGUUCAUCGCUGUGUGCCUGAUCCGUUUCUGUGCUGUCCAAACAGAAAUGUUGUAAAAAUGGUUUUCCCCCUCACUAUUAAAGAAAUUAAUUUU
This is a messenger RNA of Synchiropus splendidus (mandarinfish), 1581 nucleotides long. It is a transcript of the gene gkap1, whose product is annotated as G kinase anchoring protein 1. Gene Ontology annotation, biological process: signal transduction. Bases 156 to 1310 code for a protein of 384 amino acids. Gene Ontology annotation, cellular component: Golgi apparatus. The record is from RefSeq and is a predicted model, not a curated record. The transcript is spliced from 12 exons. NCBI's taxonomy places the organism in Eukaryota, Metazoa, Chordata, Actinopteri, Syngnathiformes, Callionymidae.